Cutaneotrichosporon cavernicola is the source of this 237-nucleotide messenger RNA. RefSeq lists its product as uncharacterized. Gene Ontology annotation, cellular component: mitochondrial intermembrane space. The record is from RefSeq and is a predicted model, not a curated record. The coding region runs from base 1 to 237 and encodes 78 amino acids. The transcript has 2 exons. Lineage: Eukaryota; Fungi; Basidiomycota; Tremellomycetes; Trichosporonales; Trichosporonaceae.
AUGAGCACGCAAGCCUGUCAGGCUGAGGCUUGCGCCAUCCAGGCCUGCCUCGACCGGAACGGGUACAACGAGGCCAAGUGCCAGUCAGCCGUUCGCAAGCUAUACGAGUGCUGCGCGGACAUGUACGCGCGCGCCGAUGCGGCCGGCAAGAGUGCCGAAGAGGCCAAGAGUCCAAGCUGCCCUUUCCCGGCCAUCGUGCAGCGCAAGCUCAAGCAAUUUGAAAGGGAGGGCGUUUAG